Molecule: messenger RNA, 1151 nt
Organism: Gambusia affinis (western mosquitofish)
Lineage: Eukaryota; Metazoa; Chordata; Actinopteri; Cyprinodontiformes; Poeciliidae
Product: high affinity immunoglobulin gamma Fc receptor I-like
Exons: 8
Coding region: 156-1151 (331 amino acids)
Biological process (GO): cell surface receptor signaling pathway
Molecular function (GO): transmembrane signaling receptor activity
Source: RefSeq, a predicted model, not a curated record
UAGAAUCUAAGCAAAGUGAAGUUUGUGGAUCAACCCUGAGUGAUAAAGUGUCAGUCAGUGCAGCCCCUCCUCUCUCAGCGUCUCCGUAGAGCAGCAGACGGACCAGCAGCAGGAAGUAGGCGGGCUCAGCUUCAGGCUCUCAGCUUCAGUGAAACAUGGUCAGAUCACUGAGAAGAACAAUGGAAGGCACAUCUCACUGUCUGAUCUUUCUGAUCUUGUUGCUGAGCUGCUCAACAGAUCCAGUUCUCCCAGUUCAUCUGACUGUGAGUCCCAGCAGAUCUCAGUUCUUUGUGAGAGAAUCAGUGACUCUGAUCUGUGAGGAUGAAAACAGACCUGAUGGAUGGACUGUGAGGAGAAAAACAACCGGAGGAACCAGGAAGAGAUGUGGAGAUGAUUUUGGGCAUUUUGCUGGUUCUUCCUGCAGCAUCAACUCCCUGUAUCCAUCAGAUACUGGUGUGUACUGGUGUGAGUCCAGGUCUGGAUCCUCCAGCAGCAGCAGCAUCCAGCUCUCUGUCUCUGGUGGAUCAGUGAUCCUGCAGAGUCCUGUCCUCCCUGUGAUGGAGGGAGAUGACGUCACUCUGAGCUGCAGAGCAAGGAAUCCAACCCACAACCUCCCAGCUGCUUUCUAUAAAGAUGGCUCCUUCAUUGGUGAUGGAUCAUCAGGUCACAUGACCCUCCUCCAUGUUUCCAGCUCUGAUGAAGGCCUCUAUAAAUGUAACAUCAGAGGUCAUGGAGAGUCUCCAUCCAGCAGGAUCUCUGUCAAAGAGAAACCAACAACCACUUCUGGUCCUCCAACCUCUCCAUCAUCAUCAUCAUCAUCAUCAUCCUCUCCACCUUCCUCCCAGUCUGCUCUCUAUGUUUCUCUAUCAUCUGGGAUUGUUGUGGUUUUCCUGCUGGUUCUACUGGUUCUACUGGUGAAACGUCUUCAUAGAAAACCUGAAGGAAAUCAAUUCGUUGGAGAGGAAAGAAUCAUUUACAGCGACGUCAAAGUUUCACAUCAACGACAGAAAAACAAAUCAAAUGAAGAAAACCGUCCAGCUGUGGUUUAUUCUGCUGUUAGAGGAGAGGAAGUGAUUUAUGGAGAAAUCAUCAGAAACAAGGGAAACAAGUCAAAGACCAGAGAUGUUCCUCCAGAACCAGAUGUUUCCUGA